GAGAGAGAGGGGGGAAAGCUUUGCCUUUUCUCUUUCCUCAUCUUCCUUUAAAGCUUUGAGCUUUUUCUAGUUUUCAGGCGGCGGGGAGCUUAAGCUUUUAUCCUUCAUCUCUCUUUAACAGUAAACGUCUCUUCAUCAUCAUUAUCAUCUUAUUCUUCGUAUUGUUUUCUCUCCGUUCGCCGCCAUACAGAAUCUCGAAGCGUUUCCUUUAAAGGUAACUCACCUUCGAUUCUGUAGUGGCGGCUUGCUUUUCGUUCAACGCCGAAUGGCCUUCUCUCGACCUUUCAUGGCAGUGUAUGCACUGUGUCCCCAUUAUUGUUAUGGUAUCUCCACACAACACGGUGUUUUGGCUUUGGUAAAAAUACUUUCAAAGGCGAUGUGCAGUCUUUGAAUACAAGAGCGGUCAAUUCUAUCAGAGGGUUUCUUUUCCGGUUGUGUAAGCAUUAAUUGAAGUCUCUUAUUAUCGUAUAAGAGUGAUGGAAUUUGAAAAAAAGAAGAGAUGGAGAUCUGCGGUGUCACGUCUUUUCAAAAACAAAUCAGCUUCUCGAUGCUUUUUCCCAAAGGUUAAGCCGGCUACUUCUAGUCCGAGCUGUACACCUGUGUAUCUCAACGUGUACGAUCUAACGCCCAUGAAUGGUUAUUUUUACUGGGCAGGCCUUGGUAUCUUUCAUUCUGGUGUCGAAGUUCAUGGCGUGGAGUAUGCAUUUGGAGCUCAUGACUACUCAACCAGUGGUGUUUUCGAGGUUGAGCCACGACAGUGCCCGGGGUUCAAGUUUAAGAAGUCGAUAUUCAUAGGAACCACAUCACUGGACCCUGCACAGGUAAGGAAUUUCAUGGAGCACUACUCGGAAAGGUACAAUGGAGAUACAUAUCACUUGAUUGUCAAGAACUGCAACCAUUUCUGUGCUGAUAUUUGUAAGCAGCUGACAGGGAAACACAUUCCUAAAUGGGUAAAUCGACUGGCAAGAAUAGGUUCAAUGUUCAACUGCAUUCUUCCUGAAGGCCUUAGAACUUCAAUUGUAAAACACGAUCCGAAUUAUGAACCGCAAGAUAUUGAGAACAAGAGACUGAGAUCUGCCUUUAGUUGCCUGGCUUUUGUGUCGAGGCAGCGGAAAUCUUUGCAACUUCAAUCGUCCUCAAGAAAAUGCCUACUACCAUCAUCGGAAUCGAAACAAUAGAUGGAACAAUGUUUUUUGUGGAAAGGUUCAGGUAAGAAGGGGAAAAAAUACCGGUUGGAGUUUUUUCUUUGACAUUGAGUUCAUCCCUAGCAAGCUCCAUGAAGGCUUUUGAUGGUUGAAGAUUUGUUUUGGUGGUGUUGUUUCUUUAGUAUGUUGUCAUGUUUGUAGCUCAACACUAAUGUGCUUAAAAAUUGUUAUUUUGAGAUGCUGAUUUAUUUAUUCCUCUGGGACAGACUAAUGAAU
Messenger RNA from Hibiscus syriacus, 1421 nucleotides. Its product is annotated as deSI-like protein At4g17486. Gene Ontology annotation, molecular function: deubiquitinase activity. The transcript is spliced from 5 exons. NCBI's taxonomy places the organism in Eukaryota, Viridiplantae, Streptophyta, Magnoliopsida, Malvales, Malvaceae. Bases 477 to 1178 code for a protein of 233 amino acids. The record is from RefSeq and is a predicted model, not a curated record. Gene Ontology annotation, biological process: protein deubiquitination.